AAGAAAGCGAAUCAAUGGCGCACAUGGCAGACCGUCACCAUCCCCGAGUUGAUCAUGCCCUACAUGGACCUAUUAUCCUCCACCUCACAUCUUACGACACCAUACCCCGCAUCGCCAACGUGCAGUUGCAAUAUGCAUAACAAGGAUCUUGAAGUGUUGGCCGUGUACCAAGAUCGCUUGGAACGCAUUACUAUCCGGGUAUGCAGCUGCACCUCUUCUGCUCGCCAACUACUUGCUCGUGGUCUAUUUCCAUGUGCACCUCUUGAACCGUCAGUCGCCUUUGACCUCAAUAUGCUGGAAAUGGUUGCAACACUGUUUCUUUACAUUGCUCCAAAUGUGACCGCAUGGACGGCGACAUUGGAAACACUCUUGGGGGCAAGGGGUCACAAGUUGGAGACACGGCAUUCUUUGCGACGGCGGUUCGGAAAUGCCCUCAAUUGGUAUUCAUACAUGCGGGAUCGGGUGCAAGCGCGUGUCGCGGAAGAAGUUGAAAAGGCUCGGCGUGCAGUU
Punctularia strigosozonata HHB-11173 SS5 is the source of this 510-nucleotide messenger RNA. RefSeq lists its product as uncharacterized. Lineage: Eukaryota; Fungi; Basidiomycota; Agaricomycetes; Corticiales; Punctulariaceae. The transcript has 3 exons. The record is from RefSeq and is a predicted model, not a curated record. The annotation marks the transcript as partial.